Oncorhynchus mykiss (rainbow trout) is the source of this 519-nucleotide messenger RNA. NCBI's taxonomy places the organism in Eukaryota, Metazoa, Chordata, Actinopteri, Salmoniformes, Salmonidae. The record is from RefSeq and is a predicted model, not a curated record.
GCAGAGAGAAGAGUUUUGAUACAAGACAAGUGCAGUGACAGAGUGAGGAGUUGAGGAAAGAUGACGGAGCCUAGCUCCAAGAGCUCCAAGAAGCAGGGAUUUAAAAAGUGCCGGAGCGCCACUUUCAGCAUCGAUGGGUUCAGCUUCACCAUCGUUGCCAACAAGGCUGGGGAGACUACCCCUCCACCACUGAAUCGCUUUGCACGCUCCAAGUCCCAGAAUGCCUUGUGGAACGCCAUCACUGCAGGGAUCGGGAUCAAGGAUAAGGAUAAGAGAGGGAUUCUCAUCGAUCCCCGCAGUCCAGAGGAGAUUCUGGCUGACGACCUGCCAGUCGUGGACGGGCCAGACGCCAUGGAGAAGACUGCCAUCAGUGUGUUUGUGGACCCCCCCGCCUUCACCCUUCCGCCUCCUGAGCUGCACGCGCUCAGUGAGCACCUGAGAGGAGAGGAGCUGCUGGUGACUAAACCAGAGCACACACAGAUCACAGCCAGGGGGCCCCUGACGCAGCUCCACCACUAG